AUGGGUCGCGAAUUGCAAAAGAAGAAGGCCCGCUCCGGCCGCCAGCCUGUUCGUCAACUUAACAGAACCAAGAAGAUUCUCAACCCCCGAGGCAACGAUGCCAUUGCGAAGAACUGGAACAAGAAGGAGACCAUGUCUCAAAACUACCGUCGUCUCGGUCUCGUAGCCCGUCUCAAGGCUCCUACCGGUGGUGUAGAGAAGAAGCUCGGCGCAACCACAACCCGCGCAUACCCCAACGACCCUUUUGCCGUCGCCAGCAUCGAGAACGCCGUCGUCUCCGAGGCGCGUGUCGAGCGCGACGCCGACGGAAAGAUCAUUCGCAUCAUCGGUACCUCCAAGCCCAACCCGCUCAACGACCCGCUCAACGACCUCGACAACGACAGCGACGCUGAGGGCCCUGCUGAGGAAUGGGGCGGCAUUGAGGAUGACGAUGCUGAUGCAACUGAUGUUGUCAAGAGCCUGCUGGAGCAGAGCAGACAGCCCGAUCUGCCUAAGAAGAGACACCAGAGCUCCCGCGAGAAGGAGUGGUUGGAUAAGCUGGUGGCCAAGUAUGGCGAUAAUACGGCUGCCAUGGCGAAGGAUCGCACGCUCAACCCCAUGCAGCAGACGGCGUCGGAUAUUGCCAGACGACUCCGCAAGAUGAACCAGGAGUAA
Fusarium sp. VM40 is the source of this 654-nucleotide messenger RNA. Lineage: Eukaryota; Fungi; Ascomycota; Sordariomycetes; Hypocreales; Nectriaceae. The record is from the annotation of a GenBank genome assembly.